AUGGGAGCCAACGGAGAACCACAGGAACAGCAACCGCAAGAGGAGGCUGGUCAGCUUGUGACUGUGCUGAGUUUCACAGAUCCUGCUAUUUCGAUGGAUCUGUUGCGAGCUGUGUUGCAACCAAGCAUUAAUGAGGAGAUACAGACAGUGUUCAACAAAUACAUGAAAUUUUUCCAGAAGGCAGCAUUCAAUGUAAAGGAGAAUGUUGGGGAAGAUGUGGACCCUGAGCAACUGAUUCAUGAAGUGUGUCGCAACUGCCUUGAGCAGGCAAAGCAGCUGUUCACCGAUGCUGAAAAGAUGGGAGCACGACCAGGCUGCGAUUUGCCAGGAGUAAAGCGUACUAAACAGAUGGAUGAGGAGUCCAGUCAAAGAGGAAGCCCUGUUCCUAAAAAGAAGAAAGGUCGGCCUCCUGGACCCAAUAUGCCCCCUGAGCGAGUGCCCUACAAUCCACACAUUUCCAAACCCAGGUCUACAGAGCCUGUGAAGCGAGAAGGGCCAAAAUGGGAUCCAUCCAGAUUGACAGAGGCAACCAGGUUUGUGCUUGGAUCACGAGCAAACAAGGCAUUAGGAAUGGGAGGUACAAGAGGUCGGAUCUACACAAAACAUCCCGAACUGUUCAAGUAUGCAGCUGAUCCACAAGAUAAGCACUGGUUGGCAGAGAGGCAACAUAUGAAAGCCACAGGAGGGAAGAUGGCUUAUCUUUUAAUAGAAGAUGAUAUCCAGGAUCUUGCUGUCAGUGAAGACUACAGAGAGUCUCCAGACUUGAGGCUGGAUGAAUUGAAACCUUUUGUUGUACCGCACUGGAUGGUUGAGAAGAUGCAGCAGUACAUGGAAGUGGUUCGAACAGAGAGGGAUUAGACAUUUUAUUUCAGAACAUGCUAAUUCCACAUACAACCACCUGUUUUUGAUGGCAGCAGUUGUGCUGAAGAUUGUCCAGAAUUAAGGCCCUUGUUUGAGCCACUGUACUAGGACUGCUCACAAAAUUAGUUUGCAGGGUCUUUGGUUGCUUCUUCUAUUAAGAUUCUGGUGCCAUCAAUGCCUUUUUGUAGACCAGACUUACUGAUAUAAGAUGCUUUAUGUUAGGUGCCAUCUGCCUCAGAUAAUAAGGUACAGCACUGUUGAUUAUGUGGUAUAAAUCAACAGCAGUUUAUCAGUGCUGUCCUCAAUACACUGUGAUAUGUGGUGACCAUUUUAUCUGUAUAGAAGUAUCUGAGUUAAAGUAGUCAAGUCUACUGUUUAAUUGCUUUGCUGAAGAUAUUAUGGUCUCACGUGGUGGGGAGGGAUGUUGACAUAAAACAGUUGUAUGUAUUGAGCCACUGGGUAAUGUUUUGAAUCCAGGUGCAGUUACUUGGACACUGUUCCAAAGGUAUAUUAACAAAACUAUUUGUGCUCAGUGUUGUAACGAGUUGCACUAUUUGAGAAAAAAAAAAGACAGUGCUGUUUCUGACUAUAUUUUUUUUUGAUAAAAUAUUUGUGAAAACCUGUUUGUGUUAUCUUAAAAUCCAACAGCUUUUAUGUCUAGGUUUAAAAUGCUAUUGCUGUACAAUUUCAGAUUUGCAAGAUUAUUGUAUUCUCUUUUAGCUACAAAUUACAUGCCUACCGUGGGCUUCAUUUUGACAUUGUUUUGUUUAUCAAAGCAAAUUCAACUGGAGUAAUUGUACUCUGCUUGAUAGAUGUGUUAUUAACUGAGCUUUGUUUACCAUUUUGAACUUAAGUCUCUUAUUUUUUUAACUUUAAGUUUUAUUUAACAGAAGUGUUGUGCCGUUCAUCGUACUAUUUUUUUUAUUAUUUGUUGGUGUUUCUUUGAUUUGGAAGUGUCUAGCAACUGAGAACCUAAUUUCACUGUUUUUAGUGAAGAGUUUGUUCUUUUGUUGUACUACUUGGGUUUCUGCAGACAUUGUGUGUUCUCUAUCCAGGAUUUCCAAAAAGCAGAAAUAAGACAUUUAGGCAAUCCAUUUUAGACUUCUCAUAUAGUUAAAAAGGCCAGUAUAAAGAUAAAGUAAGUAAACAGAGUACCACUGUG
Messenger RNA from Protopterus annectens (West African lungfish), 2023 nucleotides. It is a transcript of the gene DNTTIP1, whose product is annotated as deoxynucleotidyltransferase terminal interacting protein 1. Gene Ontology annotation, molecular function: nucleosome binding; DNA binding. Lineage: Eukaryota; Metazoa; Chordata; Ceratodontiformes; Protopteridae. The transcript is spliced from 13 exons. The coding region runs from base 1 to 858 and encodes 285 amino acids. The record is from RefSeq and is a predicted model, not a curated record. Gene Ontology annotation, cellular component: nucleus.